AUGCCAUCCGUUUUCAAGAACUUUCGAAAGCCGUUCUCAAAGUCCUCCGAGGCGAAAUCGUCAAAGCGUAAGAGCUCAGACUCGACCGCGGCAAUUGGCACAGAGCCCUCUGCGAAUUUGACCAGAGACGAUGCAAAUCUAGCUUCCCCUUUGGCCACCGACGCUUCUAGUUCCGCAGAUGGAUCUGCAUCCACCAAUUCCACAUCGUCUAUCCUCAUAGGCAGUGAUCUUCACACCCAGCAGAGCUUCCACGGUGUCUCGCCAAUCGGCCCAACUGUAGCAAGUGGCGACAAGAAAGGCAUCUUCUCUCUCGACAUAGCCAAACAGGCAGUCGAUCAGAUCGUUUCCAGAUCUGUCAUCACAGUCGAAUCAAUCAAUGUCGCCCAUCUGACACCCGACGGAUUCCACAUCGCUUUGCAUAUUCGCGUUGCUAAAACAGGUCCCGCAAAGGCCAAGAUCACCUUUCCCGAUGGCAUCGACCUCUACCUUCACCCCACAGAUACAUCAAGAAUCGCCAACAUCCGCUUGUCUCCGAUCAAGAUUCGCAAUGCCAACAAACAGACCGGUCUCACUGUCGAAGGAAGGCUCACUGCAGCCUCGACUGGCCCCUCAUCCGCCCAUCAGGGUCUCGAUGUCCUCUUCCGCACCUUGUUAGUUUCAAGCAGCAACGUCAUCUUGAAGGUGGCCUCAUCCAAUACCGAAGUCAAAGCGUACGGCAUGUCCUUUAAACGAAUAACAAUCGAGAAAGAAAUCUCUUUUCAAGGCCUGAGCAGUCUCGGCGGGGUUCUCUCCUUCGGUACCCCGCCGUCUGCGUCUUCCACACCGAUCCCUCAACGCAGCGCCAUCCAAGAUUUCCAGAUAUUGGGCGGUGAUCCUGUCUCGGGCAUCUCGUUUCAAGCCAUUGUUGAGCUCAACAAUCCAGCUCAGAUCACUGCACAGAUGGGCCGUAUUAGACUGAACCUGCUGACGGACAUCGCUGAACUCAGAGCCAGCGGCCAAGAUCACAAUGCUGUCGUUGGGCAAGUUUUUCUGCCCAACUUUUCCCUCAAGCCUGGAUCCUCGAAAGUUGCGAUUCAUGGCAACGUUCUUGUGGUACAACAAGGCGAUCCUGCACGCAUCGCUGGUAUCGCUCUGAUUCGCUCUCUGCUCGAGAACCGCCCCAUUUCGGUCAACGUGGUUGGCUCUGAUGCUUCCUCGGAAGUCCCGUGGGUCGCCGCCAUCUUCAAAGAGGUCCAUAUCUCGGCUCUUCUUCCCGCCCUCGGCAUCAGCUCCAAGCUUCUGGACGGCGCAUCGCUCGUGCCCCCCGAAGAGAAUGGCUCAACGCCCAGAUCUCAGCUUUACGCCCGCGCGACGCUGCGCAACCAACUUGGCCCACUGCUGCACAUUCACUCGCUCAAGGCACAAGCAUUCCAGGACUUCGAACCGGAUACGAAUGGCUCAGCAUCUUCAUCUACUGAUCUGAACCCCAUCCAUCUGGGAGACAUUAGUACACCUCCCGAUUGGCCUGUUCUCACGCUCUCCUCCGACAAUCCUGUUCAUGCUAGUCUUCCCUUCAGCUUAUCGGGAGGCGGCGCCUCUUACGUGCAUAUCCUGCAGACUGAAGCAAAAAGAAAGGGUAUCGAGCUUAACCAAAAGCUGGUUUCGGCAUUGCAGCUCAUGCCGGUAGGCGAAGGUCAGGCCAAGGUGGCAAUCGAAGCACCUCAUUCGCAAAUCAAACGCAAAAAUGAGCCACGAGAAGCCAUCGACCUGCCCAAUCUUGUGGCUAGUGCUCUUUCGUCACUCAAAGUUUCGGCGCACAUCUCUGCCGAGGUCUCGAUCGGUGACUUUCGUAUUCCGGGCGAGAUUCACUUCGUCCAGCAUCAGCUGCCCAUCGCCAUCACCGUAAAGACAGCUCGAACCAUCCUGCCUUCGGUUGGCGCUCCGCUCGUCGACGCUCUGAUCGACCAAGCAAGGAUCUCGAUCACCAGGCUUAAAAUCCUCGACAUGGACGAAAAGGGGCUCAGUGUGGAAGCUGAUAUUGGCCUAGUCGACUUUGGACCAUUGGACGUUGAAAUCCACUUCGACCAAGGACUUGACAUCACAGGAACAUCCGCCAUUGAUGCCGAAAACAAGUCAGCAUCCAUUGCUCGCAUCGUGUUUGGUGAACCUUUGCGAGGAAUUGCAGGCAGCGAGGAGCUGCUCAGGACGCGGCUGCGCAUCCUUCCAACCGUCGGACCAAAAAGUGUGGCCAAUUUUGCAACCUUCGUAUCGCAACUCAUUCAAGCUGACGAGCUUCCGGUUCGCAUUUGUUCCGACGCUUGUCGGGUCAUAGCUGGUGGGGCAGACUUUUCAGCUGUGCUCACCAAGUCUGUCCGUUUACCCGGACUUUGUGGAAUGGAGGGCUUGACCUUGGAAGGUCUCGACAUUUUUGACGAGGUCGCCGCUCCAACAGGUCCAGGGCGAGGUCGAGCUUUGAGCUCUGCAUCUGCGUCAAGUGGCAACUCUGGUCACGUCGGUGGCAAAGAGAAGGCAUUCCGGAUUCGAACGCAAGUCCGCAUCCCACACAAGGGACAUCUUGCAGUUGCGCUUUCCAAGAUCGAAGCGGGUAUCGAAUUUGAAGGCGUUCAAGUCGGCAUCAUCUCUGCCGAAGACAUCGUUUUCGCGCUCAACACGACACACGUGGAGUUCGAAGCCAAUGGAUACAUUUUCAUCGGGAGGGAAUCUCUUAAGGAAGGCCAGUCCGUCGCUGAGUACAGACUAGCUGCUCUGGAAACGUUUGGGAGGCUUGCAAGCGCCCUCCUUUCUGGUACGCCUGCUGAGCUGACCGUCUCAGGCUACCGAGCGUUUGCUAUGGGCGAGAUGCAGCUCAAUUCUCUCAAUCGAGCUCCGUUGUCUCCUCACCUUCGCAGCAAUCCUUCUGCUACGACUUUGCAGAGGACAUUGUCCGCUUCUACUCAGAGGGCAGCUCCUACCAAACUCUUCCGAGCUGGCAGCGUAGGUACGUCAGGUAGUGCAGCCUUUGCGCAGAAACAAGUUCCGUGGUUGGAUUUGGCCUUUCAGCAAGUUUCGAUCAAGACGAUCCUACACCAGGGCAUAUAUCCGGUCAUCAAGGGCAUGCAGAUUAAGCGGCUUUCCGCCAGCUUCCGUCGCCAAGAGCCUAUGGAUGCCGACAUUGACGAGAUCGCAUUCCAGGUCGAGGUGCCACUCAGCGUUCGUUUCGAGGUAUUGGCUGUCCAGGCCGAUAUCGAGGUGCAUUACGAAGGCCAUGGAUGCGUUGGUACAGGCCGGAUUGAUACAGACGUCCAGUCAUGCAUGCCAAUUGAAGAGAGUAGUGGCUCGGACGUAGAUGAAGGGGUGGGCAGAUCGUGUCGCCUGGUCCGGCUCUCGGCCGGAUCGUUCAAGCUGAUCACCAAACCCACAGAGGGUCUGGCCGAGCUUAUCGCACACAUUGCCGACUGCGAUCAAACAGAUAAGAUCAGCAUUCGCGGUAAGGCACGGGCGCGUGUCGACGUUGCGCUAGGAGAGAUUUACGUUGACGUGGACCUGGGAAAGCAUCCGCACGUGCUGCAAAUGGAGGGCUUGCGCGGGCUGCGAUCGAGCCCGGUCCAGUACACAAAUCUGCAAGUAGUCGAGGCUUCGAGCGACUACCUGAAGAUUGUGUUUUCGCUCUAUCUCAACAAUCCGAGCAAGACGUUCCAGGUGGCGCUGCCGGACACGGAUCUCACCAUGGCUGCCUUUUACAAGGGCUUGUACGUAGGAAGGGCUCAUAUCUCCAAGGGGUUCAAGUUGGAUUCUGGACCGGUUGCGGUGCACGACAUUCACUUUCGAUACUGUCCGCCGCCCGAGGUGGAGAGGGAAGUGCGCGACAUUCCCGCCAACUUCUUGUCCGGCCGCACCACGACGCUCGAAAUCCGUGGUGAUGACGAGUCGAGUGAGAUACCUCUGCUCAUCCGCGCACUGAAAAAUAUCCGUCUCUCCUUCGAUCUGAAGCCGAUGAUGGACCGAACGUUGAUCGACAGCAUUUCGAUCACAUUGGGCGUUUCUGCACUGACAUCAGCGUCGGUCGAUGCAGAGUUUGUCGUCAACAAUCCGUUGGGGGUGCCGUUUGAUUUGGUGGCCAUGUCUUUCAUGGCAUCGUACCAGGGCAAGCCUUUUGGCAGCUGCACCAUCACGUACGAGUCGAACCACCCACUGCGCGUACCCGCGGGCAGCGUAAAGCAGCCGGGUCAGCAGCGAAGCUCGGCGGUGUCGGUAAGCCUGGCACAACCGCUCGAGAGUAUGGUGGGUGCAUUUAUCAAGAGCAAAGGGCUGAUCAUGCUCGAUCUGGAAGUGGCCGCCAGGGUUGAGAUCCAAGGUUUUAAGAUCCCCAACUUUGAAUAUAGACAACCGUCGCUCCCGCUGAGUAUCAAGGGGUUGGAGGGCGUAUCCAAGUGGAUGAGGUUCCUCCCCUGA
Molecule: messenger RNA, 4431 nt
Organism: Mycosarcoma maydis (corn smut)
Lineage: Eukaryota; Fungi; Basidiomycota; Ustilaginomycetes; Ustilaginales
Exons: 1
Coding region: 1-4431 (1476 amino acids)
Cellular component (GO): fungal-type vacuole membrane
Source: RefSeq, a predicted model, not a curated record